AUAACAAUUCCCAAACUUCAAAUGGUGACAGUGCUCGAGAGAGGCAUCCAGAUCUAGCCAACGAUAUGUUUCUUGGACAACGCGAUGAAACUUCGUUAUAGAGGAAGGUUAUGCAUCUAGCGGUCUUUGACCCCGCCUAAAAUUGAUGCGACGGGCAAGUGGGUCUUGGGUUUAAACACCACUGCCCCGCGAUUCUGCCGUCUGAGUCAACACUGGCAGUUCUCGAAGACGGUUACCGACCUUAGCAACACCACCUGGCACAACAUGGCUCCGGCGGGUAGCAAUCCGGCGGGGGACCUCACCUCGGACAUCCUCCAGGCCCUGUCCAAAGCAGACCCGAUUUCGUCCACCGAGACCUUCCCAGAUGUCCCGUUCGAGUCAAUCAAAGCCGCCCUCGACCGGCUUGCGUCCCGGUCUAUGGUCGCCUACGAGCAGGUUGAGCGCGAGGAGGCUCUUCUGGAGCCCGAGGCCGAGGUGAUUGUCAGCCAUGGCAGCCAUGAGGCCCGCGUCUUCGAGGCGGUGCGGCAGGCCAUGGACGGCCUCUCGAUCCAGGAUCUGGAGAGCAAGAUCGGGGACAAGACGGUGACGAAGGUGGGCCAGGGCAAGGCGUUCAAGGAGAAGUGGAUCAAGAAGGAUGGCGCAAAGCUCGUUGCAUUAGUCGACUCCAUCAACGAUGUGACCCGGGAGCAGUUGAAGGUGAUUCAGGAAAAGCGCACGCACGAUGCCAAGAUCAUUGCCGACCUGAAGAAGCGCAAGCUGCUGAAGAUGCAGAAAGUCAUCUCCUUCAGGAUAAGCAAGGGUCCUAAGUUUGCGCUGGAGAUGGUGAAGGAAGAGACAGACCUGACGGCCGAGAUGCUGGCAUCCGGCUCUUGGAAGACGGCAACCUUCAAACCCUACAACUUCAAUGCCCUGGGCGCCGAUCAGCACGCUGGCGCUUUGCACCCCCUAAACAAGGUGCGGCAGGAGUUCAGGCAAAUCUUCUUCGAAAUGGGCUUCACGGAGAUGCCUACAAACCAGUUCGUCGAGUCGGGGUUCUGGAAUUUCGAUGCUCUCUUCGUGCCCCAGCAACAUCCUGCGCGCGACCUCCAAGACACCUUCUAUGUCUCAGACCCGCCGAAGGCAGGCAGGCCCGCGCCGGUGUCUGCGGACGAUAAGCAGGAUUACGAGGCGUAUUUCCAGAACGUGAGACAGGUCCACGAAUCCGGGAAAUAUGGGUCUAUCGGGUAUCGGUACCCCUGGUCCGAGGAUGAAUCGCUGCGACUCGUCUUGCGGACACACACGACUUCCGUCUCGGCGGCCAUGUUGCAUAAGCUGGCAGGGCACAAGCAGGAUGGGCGUGUCCGUCCAGCUCGGUAUUUCUCGAUCGACCGCGUCUUCAGGAAUGAGACGGUCGAUGCUACCCAUCUCUGCGAGUUCCACCAGGUGGAAGGCGUCAUUGCCGAUUACGGGCUGACGUUGGGGGGUCUGAUGGAGUUCAUGGAGAUGUUCUUCGGGGCGAUGGGCGUUACCGACCUCCGCUUCAAGCCGGCGUACAAUCCAUACACCGAGCCAAGUAUGGAGAUUUUCUCGUACCACAAGGGACUCAACAAGCUCAUCGAGAUCGGCAACUCAGGCAUCUUCAGGCCAGAAAUGCUGGAGGCUAUGGGUCUGCCCAAGGAUAUGAGGGUGUUCGGUUUCGGCUUGAGCUUGGAGAGACCAACCAUGAUCAAAUAUGGCAUUUCGAACAUACGCGAGCUACUCGGCCACCAGGUCGAUCUCAACUUCAUCCAAAAGAAUCCAGCAGUGCGGCUAGACAAGGACUAGAUAGACGGAGAUACCAACAGACGAAGCGUUCGACGCUACCGCACACUUGCUUACCAGACUGCGUGACUAACCUUUGGGGCCU
This is a messenger RNA of Chaetomium strumarium, 1885 nucleotides long. RefSeq names its product tRNA synthetases class II core domain (F)-domain-containing protein. Gene Ontology annotation, biological process: phenylalanyl-tRNA aminoacylation. Gene Ontology annotation, molecular function: phenylalanine-tRNA ligase activity; ATP binding; tRNA binding. The record is from RefSeq and is a predicted model, not a curated record. Gene Ontology annotation, cellular component: cytosol; phenylalanine-tRNA ligase complex; cytoplasm. The transcript has 8 exons. Bases 265 to 1803 code for a protein of 512 amino acids. Lineage: Eukaryota; Fungi; Ascomycota; Sordariomycetes; Sordariales; Chaetomiaceae.